This is a messenger RNA of Hippoglossus stenolepis (Pacific halibut), 1300 nucleotides long. Its product is annotated as snRNA-activating protein complex subunit 1-like. Gene Ontology annotation, cellular component: snRNA-activating protein complex. Lineage: Eukaryota; Metazoa; Chordata; Actinopteri; Pleuronectiformes; Pleuronectidae. The coding region runs from base 90 to 1127 and encodes 345 amino acids. The record is from RefSeq and is a predicted model, not a curated record. Gene Ontology annotation, molecular function: sequence-specific DNA binding. The transcript has a single exon. Gene Ontology annotation, biological process: snRNA transcription by RNA polymerase III; snRNA transcription by RNA polymerase II.
CCUCACCUGUCUGGACUGUGCUCCUCUCCUGGUUUUGUUUCGAGCUCCUCAGAUCUGCAGCUGUUGAGUUGUGAGGUGUUGUGGACACGAUGCCUCGUCUUCCCCCCAUCUACACCGACUUCUUCUUCCACCCUCUGACGGAGGACGUGGAGGAGCUGCUGGCUCGCUUCCAGCACGCCGACUCUGUGAGGUACGAGGUGUUUUCAGCCAUCUGGAGGAACAUGGGCCUCUCUGAUGUCUUCUUGGGCUGCGCAGGUGUGAGUGAGAAGAAGAGGUUCAGCAGAGUGACACUAGCCACAGCCAUGAAGUACUUCCUGUCUCCGUACAGCUACCAAAUCCGAGUGGGAGGCCUGUACCUGAUGUUCGGUUUCUACCACACGCAGCCCGCUGUUCCACCUGUGAAGAUCAGACUGGCCCUGCAGUACUGGGACCAGGUGCAGAAGUUCCUGAAGGAUUCUGUGGAAGCUGGGCAUCAUGAUGUGCUUUACAUCUACAAGAAGCUGGUGUCCAUCAAAGCCAUACACUACACCGCCAUGCCUCACUUCCUGUCCUUCAUAAAGCAGAGGAAGCCAAAGAAGGAGCCGGUGUGUGCAGGGUUUCUGGGGAGGGCCACGGCCGUGCAGGAGCUCGUCUCCGCAGACUUCCUGGAGGAGAUGACCAACGUCCAGGCCCAGUAUGAGACGCUGAAGGAGGCCACGGUGGAGGUCAGCAGCCAGGUCACCAUGACGCAGCAAGACUUUGCCUCCCACCUGAAGGAUACCAUGUCAGAGUUCCUCACAUGGCAGCAGAAGACGUUCUCACAAAACGGCAAAGACAAGAACUCUGGAGACGACGAGGAGGACGAGAAACCAGAUGAGGAGUCCAGCAGCAGGGCCAGGCUCCUGUGCUCCAUCAAGAACAAGAGCUACAGCGGUGUCCAAGAGGUGUCCAAGGCCCGGAGGCACCGCCAGACCCAGGUGGUGGAGUCCUCGAGGGCGGAGCACAAUCAGGAGACUGGGGCUAGCCACAAAAAGAGGCCCCCGUCCCUGAGGGCCCGGACCAGGCAGAACCUCAGGGUGGUGCCGGAGAAGAACAAGCUCAACGCCUGGCUCCUCACUGCUCCUGAGAAGCCGACGGGGGACCAGUGAAGAGGAGACGACCCGACAGCACCGCUCAGACCGUGAUGGGAGGGAAGGAGGGCGACAGGUUCAACCCGGCUCGGUUCAUUUAAAAUAAAGAGUUUACUUUUCUAUAGAGUUGGAUUUGAGUUGAUUUGUUGAUGUUGUUUGUUCAGUUAUUGUAUAAAAAAAUAUUACAUUGG